AUGGAAACUUUAUCGCCAGCUGCUGACCACACAGGUACUGUACCCUCGGAACUGCUCCAGAAUGGCCACAUGGUCUCUGUUUCGAGGGAACCACGACAGAAUGACCUCGGGGCCCCUGUCUCCGUGGAACAACCGUUGGCUGACCGUAGGGUCACUGCUUCAAGAGAACCGCCUCAGUAUCUUGACAGGCGACGAUCGUGGUUGACUGAGGAUAUUCCAGACGAUGAUGAUGAUGAUGAUGCUAUCAUCAUACCAAUUCUACCUCUAGAAUUAGCAGUAGUGUGUUGUGUGACAAAUUUCGUCCUACCCGGUGUGGGCACCAUGAUAGCGGGCUUUUCUGUGCUGUGCUGUGCUAAAACAGACGACAUCACACCUAAACAGAAAUACUCAUCAGCCAUAGUUGUAGUGGCUAUCGGCUUCCUCCAGCUGAUUAUGGUGUCCUGCUUCCUGAUUGGCUGGAUUUGGAGCGGGAUUUGGGGAGUCUCCUUAAUAGGAAAUUCAGCUGAAUAUUAUAAAGAAUCGGAGUCCUCAAAUUGGAGAGGCGAUAAUCGCCGACGCUUGCGGCCUCGGUCGAACCUUAUUUAUCCGAUGAGGGCUCGAUCUAACAUUAGGUACCACAGUCCACCUCCACCUUAUGAAAUGUACCGUACCCCGCCCCCUGGGUACUCUAUGCCUGGACAGACAGUGGAUCAAGAGGAAACGGAAAUUCCAGCGGAACCCGAGCCUGAUCGAAAUUUAGAUAUGGUAGAGGAAAAUAUAAUUAGAAACGAAGUAAAUAAUCCACAGCCUCAAUUCUGGCAGUGUGCGGUUUGUCAAAAACAAAACAAUGCUUCGGAACGCAAGUUUCAGUGUAAUCGCUGUAUGGAGACGGUGUGUGAUUCUUGCUAUCAGCAGCACUUCACGAUGCCAAACGGGGAGCGGAUCGUGGUGUGUGACACGUGUUACAAUGAACUCUCUCUCCCCAGCGUCACGUGAAAUUAACCGAAAU
Saccostrea echinata is the source of this 988-nucleotide messenger RNA. RefSeq lists its product as uncharacterized. The record is from RefSeq and is a predicted model, not a curated record. The transcript has 5 exons. Lineage: Eukaryota; Metazoa; Mollusca; Bivalvia; Ostreida; Ostreidae. Bases 1 to 975 code for a protein of 324 amino acids. Gene Ontology annotation, molecular function: metal ion binding.